AUGUCGCAUUCGCAUUCACAUGCUCCUGGCGAAUCUCACUCUCAUGGACCACCCCAGCCUCAACCUCUACCUACGGCGGAUCCAGCUCUCCUGGCAGUCAUAGAAGCAGACUUUCGACCAAUCUCAGUAAUCGUUGCGGCAGAUAAUACAACUCUCCUUUGCGAGCCACACAAACAGGAAAAAUGCUCUACAUGCAAUUUGGACUAUGUACAUUUGAAUCGGCUUUCGAAAAUACUCGCCCAGAAUCCAAAUCUGAAAGCGCCGCCACCUGGCAAUGUUAUUUCUAAAAACCUCUCUCAGGCAGUAAAUAACACAAAGGAGGAGGGAAACGCUUUCUAUAAAAUGCAUAAACAUAAAGAAGCUCUCGGUCGUUAUACCAUGGCCGCUUCGAUAGCAGUGCAAAGACCUCCUUGGGAAUCCAAUCAACUAAUGCGGGAGGAACUAUCAACAGUUCUGUCGAACCGCUCCGCUUCUUACUUUGAAUCUGAAGACUAUAUUUCUGCUUUGGCAGACGCGGAAACUGUCAUUGCUAUCCGUCGGAAUUGGAGCAAGGGUCAUUUUAGAAAGGCCAGGUCCCUUGUUGGUUUAGGCAAGCUGGAUGAAGCAGUAGAAGCUUUGCAGGUCGGUCUGGCAUUCGAACCUAAUAAUGCUGAGCUUGGGGUCUAUUUGGAGGACAUACAAAAGAUGAUGAAGGAAGGACAACAGUUAUGA
This is a messenger RNA of Lentinula edodes (shiitake mushroom), 711 nucleotides long. RefSeq lists its product as uncharacterized. Gene Ontology annotation, molecular function: Hsp90 protein binding. The transcript has 3 exons. Lineage: Eukaryota; Fungi; Basidiomycota; Agaricomycetes; Agaricales; Omphalotaceae. The record is from RefSeq and is a predicted model, not a curated record. The coding region runs from base 1 to 711 and encodes 236 amino acids.